GCCAGCCACUCCCAACCACUUACACCAAAACCGUGCUCUGCCAUCUCAUAUAUUAAGGCCGUCUGCUACGUUGCUAUUCUAAAUCUUCAUCCCAUAACAUCCCAUCACAAACAUUCCUCAUCUCAUCUCAUCUGAUAUACCAGCAGCCACUCUUUCAACAUAUACCACCAUGUCUGUCUCCGAGCCCAACCACGAACAACCCGAGGAGUCCCAAACUUUUCUCUCCAACAUCCUCCCACGCAAAGCAUCACCUCCUCCAGCUCCUCCUCCAGGUCCAUCAUCCAGUCCCCUCGGGCUUAUUAGUCUCUCCAUCACAACUUUUGCCUUUGGAUUAUACCAUGCAGGCGCCGGAUCCCCCGACUCGAACCCGCUCAACACUCCCAGCGAAAUAUUCGGCCUAGCCGUCUUCUACGGCGGUGCCGCUCAAUUCCUCGCGGGAGUCAUGGAAUUCCGCCUCACCAACACGUACGCCAGCACCGUGCACUGCUCCUACGGCGCAUACUGGCUCGCAUACAGCAUGCUUCUCCUCCCAUCGACGGGCAUCGACACCUACCGCGCAGACAUCAAAGACAUUGCCACUGCAGAAGGCAUCUUCUUCCUGCUCUGGUGUCUGCUCAGCGCAGUCUUUUUGCUAGCCGGUCUUCGUACCAGCCUUGCCUUGCUCGCUACACUAGCAAUCUGGUCGUUUAGUUUGUUCCUACUCAGCGUCGCACGCUUCAUUGCCGCGCACCACACAUCUGCAGCACAGAGCGUGAAUAAAGCAGGGGGUGUGUUUGCCGUGUUUGCUGCCGCAGCAGCGUUUUAUGUCGGAGCCGCAGCAUUGAUGGGAACCACCAAUACAAGCGUAAAGCUCCCCGUGGGCGAUCUCUCCGCCAAAGCCAGCAGCGAUCGCAAAUCCCAAAAGAGCACCGUUUAGAGAACAGACACACACAGACAACAAGUAUAGUAAUACAUCAUCAAUUCAUUAUUUCCCAUCUACAGCUUGCUCUUAGCAUCUGCAGCAGCAGCAUUGACCUUCCCCUUGAGCUCCUCAGCCUUGCCCUUGACUUGGCCCUUCAAUUCCUCGGCCUUUGCGCCAGCGCUCUGGCCGCCCGUGACGGCAUCCUUGACCUUGUUGCUGGCCUUGGCUGUAGACACAAAACCGCUCAUUAGUUAAAUCCCCUUUCCAUGUAUCAAUUGCUUUGAAAUGACCUACCAGCAGCAUCGAUUCCCUCAGAAAUGGCCUCACCGGCCUUCUUCUGCGCCGUGUAAAGCGUAUCCUUAACCUGCUCGGCUGCCGACUUCUGGGCAAUAGGCGUAGUAGACAGGGCACGGGAAGCCUUGGCGCGCGCAGCGGCCUGGCGGAGCAUAGCUUGACGGGCAAGCAUCUUUGCGGUGAGAAUUGGGAGAUUUCUUUUAAAAAGGAAUUGGAAGUAGAAUGACAGACAGCGAGAGAGAGAGGGUGCUGGCCGAGGGGCGCCGUUUAUACCGGCUCCCCGCUAGCGGCAGUCGUGAUGUCAUCUUGCGACAACUCGCCGCGGAGCCGUGCCUGCAGCAGACAGCGCCACUGCGACGGUUGACUAGCGCCCUUCAAAAUCAAGAUCUGAGUUUAGACUGUGGAGUGCGCCGGGGUGCCGGUUCCUUGGAAUGCGCUUUUUCAGCGCGGUCUAGAAUGCGAUGGACUUUUAAUACUGCAAGGGGUCUUGGGUCCUUUCUCCUUGGCAGACAGAGCUUUGUAAUUGUUCGUGAUUAUGGGGGUGUUUAAUGCUAAUUGUACACGUAAUUUUACAGAUUCUUGUUCGUCAAGGACGUGACCUUUUCACGCAUCACAGCUUCAGCGGCAACGGGAUCAAUGCUCUCCGUAGGCCCCAGACGCAUCAUCUUGCCUACCAGAUACAUGAGCUUGCCUUGGGGGAACUUGGUCGCGGUGAAUGCACCCAGGACCUUGUCCUCGCCCUGGAGAGCCUCGUUCGCGAGCUCAUCGUACUCUUGCGCCGUAAUCUCUUGGAACCACAGAUCGUUGGCCUCAAUGGCGCCUGUGACGCCCUCGUCAAGUUCCCCCGAGCUAAUAGCCAGGAGAAGCUCCUUGGCCACUUUGCCGGUGAUUUGCUUGCGGUACAAAUGCACAAGCAAAUCAGCGAGCUGCUGCGCGGGCACCUGCUGGCACUCGCCAUCCACAGUAAACGUCAAGUCGUCUGCGGCCAUUGCGCCGGCCUUUUGUGUAGUGAGACGGCCCAGCUCGUGAAUCACCCAGUUACUGACCAUGGCCGUGUAGGCCGCUGUGUCGGGCGAAGCAUCGCUAUCCGAAAGGCUGCCCUCCACAAGCUGCAGCACACGGUAAAAGUACUGCACUCUGUCUCCGUUGUCGAGGACAAUAAGCGAGGCUGCGUCCUUGGCCGUGAGACCCUGCGAGAUAAGAGUGUCGAGCUCGGUGUCUGGUAGCACGGCAAGCGAGCUGCGCAAAUGUUGCACCAGAUCCUCACCAAUAUACAGGGGCUCAAUGUCAGGAUCCGGCAUGUAACGGUAAUCCACCUCACCCUCCUUGCCUCGCAGGCGUCUCGUCUCUGUAGAACCGACGGUCCAACCUCUGGUCUCACUGGCAAUCUUGCCGCCGGCCUCGAGCUCGCGAAUCUGGCGGUCACGCUCGGCAAUAAUGGCAUCUUCGACAGCCUUGAUAGUGCUGAGGUUUUUAAUUUCGGUUCUCGUGCCCAGCGGGGCGUUGGGGUCGUCGGUUCUUCGUACGGAAACAUUGACAUCGGCGCGCAGACCACCAGCCUCCAUGCCUGAAACACAGGCGUCGACCGUGUUGAGGAGCAGCUGGAUCUUCUUGACAAAGACGGCCGCAGUUCGCGGGUGGUGCAUAUCGGGCUCAGUGAUGAUUUCAAUCAGCGGCGUGCCGACACGGUUGAAGUCGAGCCAUUGCACGCCUUCGGUCUGGGCAAGUGUCUUGGCCGUGUCUUGCUCCAUCUGAACCUGCUUGAUGCGAACAGUGACACUCUCUCCAUCCUCAGGCGAAAUUCCAUCGCGCGCAAGCAACGUGAGAUGCCCAUUCUUUGCAAAGGGCUGGUAGUAUUGUGUGAUUUGGUAACCGGCGGGCUGAUCCCACCAAAAGUAGUGUUUUCGAUCGAAUCGGCUAACGGACUGGAUCUCGCAGUCGAGAGCUAGUGCGGCUCGCAAGGCGGGAACGAGUGUUUCCUUCUGGAAACGAGGCUGGCUGCCGGGCAUGGCGACAUCGAAGAGGGCCACAUGGCUGUUGGGGUCGUCGUUGAAGGACGUCGCGGCCGAGGAGAAGAGCUUGCGUGCGGUGUUGAGCUGUGCAUGAAUUUCGAUUCCGACAGUCAAUUCCCAUCCGUCGACCGUCUGUGAGUCGGCCUUGCUCUUCUUCUUGCCCUGCUUCUUGGCCUCUUUUGCUUCGUCCUUUAGGCGCUUUCGAAGCGGCGCCGCAGCUUCCGCUUGGGCUGGUAUACUGCUGUGAAAGUGCCGUAGGGAAAUGCUGAGGUGGAAUUGGGACUGUGAAGCAGUAAAUACAGACUGAGGUACGCGUCGCAGGCAUCCAGUUCGGGGCAAUUGGCCUGCAAGCAGGUAUUUGCUCAGCUCCUGCACGCGAGCGCCACGCAUGCUGUCGAGGACUCCAAAUCUCCUCUAUAAUCUUUAUAUGUGUUUUAAACUGCAAAGCUUCGUUCGGAUUUAUCUCGUAGACAUUUUAAUUUUGCAGCAAAUCUCUGUGGGGGCGUUGCAGUGGUGGAGAGCUG
Messenger RNA from [Torrubiella] hemipterigena, 3731 nucleotides. NCBI's taxonomy places the organism in Eukaryota, Fungi, Ascomycota, Sordariomycetes, Hypocreales, Clavicipitaceae. The record is from the annotation of a GenBank genome assembly.